Molecule: messenger RNA, 1785 nt
Organism: Pyrus x bretschneideri (Chinese white pear)
Lineage: Eukaryota; Viridiplantae; Streptophyta; Magnoliopsida; Rosales; Rosaceae
Product: tryptophan synthase beta chain 1
Exons: 5
Coding region: 50-1474 (474 amino acids)
Biological process (GO): L-tryptophan biosynthetic process
Cellular component (GO): chloroplast stroma; cytoplasm
Molecular function (GO): tryptophan synthase activity
Source: RefSeq, a predicted model, not a curated record
AGCCUCUCUCUGUCUCAAUUGUGUGGCCGUCACUUCCGAAACCUCAUAAAUGGCAGCAGCAGCCUCCGGUAGCGCCUCCACUGCUUGCAAAACCCACUGCCUAAUCGCCCCGCCGCUCGCAAAACCCUACUCCUCCUCCACCCAACUACCCUUCAAGUUUUACAAAUUUACCUCCCGCGCCACCGCUGCCCCUACUUCCAUCUCCUGCACUCUCACCCGGGAUUCUGCCGCUAUUCGGAUGGACGAGAAGAACGACAACGGCGCCUUCCCGGUUCUGCCUCGCCCCGAUUCGUUCGGCCGGUUCGGAAAGUAUGGCGGCAAGUACGUCCCCGAGACCUUAAUGCACGCGCUCACCGAGCUCGAGGCCGCGUUUCACGCUCUCGCUGAUGACGAAGGCUUUCAGAACGAAUUGAAUGGAAUUUUGAAGGACUAUGUUGGCAGGGAGACUCCACUCUACUUUGCGGAGCGGCUGACUGAGCACUACAAACGCCCCAAUGGCGAAGGGCCUCACGUUUACCUGAAGAGGGAAGAUCUUAACCAUACUGGGGCUCAUAAGAUCAACAAUGCCGUUGCCCAGGCAUUGCUUGCUAAGAAAUUGGGCAAGAAACGUAUUAUUGCUGAAACUGGAGCAGGACAACACGGCGUUGCCACUGCCACAGUUUGUGCUCGGUUUGGAUUGCAGUGUAUCAUCUACAUGGGUGCCCAAGAUAUGGAAAGGCAAUCCCUCAACGUUUUCAGAAUGCGGCUUCUAGGAGCUGAGGUUAGACCAGUCCAUUCUGGGACAGCCACAUUGAAGGAUGCUACUUCAGAAGCAAUAAGGGACUGGGUGACUAAUGUAGAGACAACUCACUAUAUUUUGGGCUCUGUUGCUGGUCCACAUCCAUACCCUAUGAUGGUUCGGGAUUUCCACAAGGUGAUUGGUAGAGAAACAAGAAAACAAGCGCUGGAAAAGUGGGGAGGGAAACCAGAUGUGUUGGUAGCAUGUGUUGGUGGAGGUUCAAAUGCCAUGGGACUCUUCCAUGAGUUUGUUGACGAUAAAGAUGUCCGGAUGAUUGGGGUGGAGGCUGCAGGCUUUGGAUUGGACAGUGGGAAGCAUGCUGCAACUUUGACCAAAGGGGAAGUCGGGGUCUUGCAUGGAGCUAUGAGUUACCUGUUACAGGAUGAUGAUGGACAGAUUAUUGAGCCUCAUUCUAUAAGUGCAGGCCUGGAUUACCCUGGAGUUGGUCCGGAGCAUAGUUUUCUGAAAGACAUGGGACGGGCUGAAUACUAUAGCAUUACUGAUGAAGAAGCAUUAGAAGCUUUUAAACGAUUAUCUAGACUGGAGGGGAUAAUUCCAGCUCUGGAGACUUCUCAUGCGCUGGCGUACUUAGAGAAGCUGUGCCCUACUCUCCCUGAUGGGGCCAAAGUCGUGCUUAACUGCAGUGGCAGAGGGGAUAAGGAUGUUCAAACCGCCAUCAAGCACUUGAAGCUUUAAUGCUGCUGCGAUGAAUGAGCAAACCAAAGAACCGUCUUCGUAAAAGUAAAAGGACCAUGGGCGGCCACAGUUAUAGAGAAGGCUUAGAAAAGCAGUAUGCUUUUUGGUUGGUGGAUGCCAAAGAGGCUUCCGCCAACCAAAGGAAGAACGGCCUCUUUCGGUGUUUUCUUUGAAGGGAAGUCUGCUGUUACAAAUUUCUUGAAGGACUUAAGCCAGUUUUUUAUGUAAUGUUCCAAGUUUCUUUGGUUUUGCUGUAUAAUGUAACUUGAAUAAUUUCAAUGAGAAAAUAAACAAUUCUAUUUUGAUCUGAA